Molecule: messenger RNA, 3243 nt
Organism: Symbiodinium natans
Lineage: Eukaryota; Dinophyceae; Suessiales; Symbiodiniaceae
Source: the annotation of a GenBank genome assembly
AUGCAGUCAGGAAAAUGUUCGCUGUCCACUGACCGUAGACACGUAAAGCUGCUGGGGCGUGAGGAGCUCGUGCAGGCGCAAGGAGAGAUCGAAGCAGGGCUCCGAUGUCAUCCCGAUGCGGAGGUGCGCUACUUUGGCUCCAGCCGGCAAGCUCCCCGGGUGACGUUUUAUCGGGAUUCGGCCGCGCUCUGUCCACGCUGCCAGGCCGUUUGGCUGCUUCUCGAAGCCAAACGUAUCGACUACGUCGUAGUCAAGGAGAACCUUCCUGCCUACGGGGAGAGAAGCGAGGCCUUUCAAAGGAAGGUUCCUCGUGGCGCUCUUCCUGCUGUGGAGGUGGAUGGUCGAUGGGCCACUGACAGCCUCGAUGCCAUGUUCCUCUUGGAGCGAGUCUUUCCGAACCCGGAGAAGCCGAUGAUUCCUGGCUUCUCGCGACUGCGGGGGCGGGCCAUCGAGCUGCUAGAACUGCAGCGCGCGGUUCACUCAGCCUGGUGCAACUACCUCUUCCGCGCUGAGAUGUCCUUCUUCAACGAGCCAGCUGUGGAUUUUGCAGCCGCCUUGGGACAGGUCCAAACAGCCUUGGAGAGAAAUUCAGACACCCCGUGGUUCCUGCCUUACGAGCAUCCGACGAUCGUGGACAUCCAGUAUGUCUGCAUGGUGGAAAGAGUGGUGGCCAGCGCCUUCUUCUACAAGGGAAUGGAUGUCCGCGCGGACUUUCCAGCCAUCGACCGGUGGCUGCAGGCUUUCGAGGAGAUUCCAUGGUACUUGGCCACGCGGGGAGACUUCUACAGUUUGUGCAUGGCCCUGGAGCCAGCCUUCGGAGCACCGCAGCCGAGCCCGAUGCGCAAAGUGGACCUGGACAAGUGGAGGCAGCUACUGCCAGAGAACUAUCGGCUGCCCUUUGCUUUGAGGCGUGACGUGGAGCCCCUGACAAAGGCAGAGGCCUCCUCGAUCCUGCGGCGCCCCUUCGUGGAGGCAGCUUGGAAGUUGGUGCAAAACCACGACAAGGUGGCGCGGUAUUGCUGCCGAGCCAUGGGUGGCGAGGUGGGCGCCUUCGCCUGGCAAGCUCCCACGCGCUCUCGGCUCGCGGAUCCUCAGGCAGCCAUCGUCGAGGGCAUACUGGAGCCGCUGGAUGCGCUCCUGUGCAGUGUCGCAGAGAUGCUCUUCCAAGAGGCGCCGGUGGAGGACCUGAGGUUGCGAAUGCAACAGCGGGUGCAGGCCUACGGCAUUCCAGAAAAGCUACGGCCACGCCUGGCAUCCUGCUUGGCGUACCUGCGCGAUCGUAUUGGCGUUCCUCGUGAUCUCCCACUUCCGGCGGCAAAGAUGUUGAGAGCAUACGUGUCUGAAGCGUACACAAUACUGAGGCGUUGUGCAAAGCCGGAGAACCCAGACACGAGCCAUUUUCGGCAGACGCACGAAGGAAGAAGGAACGAAGCACCAAGUAUGGCCUUCAAAGUCACACUGCUGCAUGUUGCUGUCCUGGUUCUGGCCGGCAUUCGCUUCCCUGGACUCCGAAUCUGUGCCGUGCUCUUCGUCAUGCAGCUGGGAGGCGCGGCAAGUUCACCGAGUGAGGAUGCUGCCUUUGCAUUUCACAUCCCAGACUUGGAGCACAUCAAGGAAGCCUUUGAAUCCCUGGACCCAGACAGCAACAAGUCCUAUGAGACGCAGGCGCAGGAGUCCAUCGCAAAGCUGGUGAACUCCGUGAAGCGCCCCGUUCCCGAGGAGGUGAAAGAGGAGUCCAAAUCGUUUCUGGCAAAAGGCCAAACUUGCAAGAGGAAAUGUGAGAAAGAAAUGAAGCGGCAUUUGGGAAACACGUGCGAGCACCUCGAGUUCCGCGUGCAGGAAGCAAAGAAGGUGCAGCAUGCGCACCUCAUCGAGUCCACGGAGAACGUGCUGAAGAUCUGCAAGCAAAGUGAGAAGCACCACCAGGAGCACUGCAAGUGGCGCUGCUGGCGUGAGGUGACAGCGCGAGCCGAGAAAGUUUGCAUGACAGAUGCAGGACUUCGAAUCUCUGCCGUGCUCUUCGUCAUGCAGCUGGGAGGCGCGGCAAGUUCACCGAGCGAGGACUGGGAAGAUGCUGCCUUUGCAUUUCACAUCCCAGACUUGGAGCACAUCAAGGAAGCCUUUGAAUCCCUGGACCCAGACAGCAACAAGUCCUAUGAGACGCAGGCGCAGGAGUCCAUCGCAAAGCUGGUGAACUCCGUGAAGCGCCCCGUUCCCGAGGCCGUGGCGGAAUGCGGUUCUGAGGUGAAAGAGGAGUCCAAAUCGUUUCUGGCAAAAGGCCAAACUUGCAAGAGGAAAUGUGAGAAAGAAAUGAAGCGGCAUUUGGGAAACACGUGCGAGCACCUCGAGUUCCGCGUGCAGGAAGCAAAGAAGGUGCAGCAUGCGCACCUCAUCGAGUCCACGGAGAACGUGCUGAAGAUCUGCAAGCAAAGCCGGAUGCAUUGGGCUGUUGAGCUGCUGUCGCUUGUGCAUCAUUGCCACUGUUACCUGAUUUGCCCCUCGCAGCCUGAACCGCGCAUUGCCGUCGGCACGGUGACGAGCUACGACGCUGUUAAGGGCUUCGGCUUCCUGAAAGUGGACGGCAUUCAGGGCGACGUCUUCUUCCCAAGGUCAGAGCUUCCGCCUGAGCUGAGAGAGGAGGACAAAAAGGAGAAGGUCCUCCACAAGGUCAUCGAGUUCGAGGUCAAGAAGAUGCCUGAUGGGAAGCUGCGCGCAAGGAAACUGCUCUUUUUGCACCGUGGGAAAGAAGGUCUAGGCCAGAGAACUCGAGGAAGGGUGGCCAAGUACCACCAAGACAAGGGAUACGGAUUCCUGGACUGUGAGUAUGGCGACAACGUCUUCUUCUUGCGGAGCUCCCUUCCCAAGGACUUGAACGAAGCCACCUUCGAAGAGCUGCAGCAGCUAGAGAUCUCCUUUCAGAUAUACUCCAAAGAGCAGGGCAAGCCCCGUGCACAAAACCUGGAAAUUGUCGGCAGGGAACGGAGAGAGGAGCGGCCUCAGCUACAGGGCGGUGAGGUCUUGGUGGGCGAGAUCGUGACCUUCGAGCCUGGCAAGGGCUUCGGCUUUGUCCGAUCAGAGAGCUGCGAGGAGGAUGUCUAUUUUGUUCGUGCAGAGUUGCCGCCGGAGCUCGCCGGUGCGGAGCGCAAGGAAGAGGUGGUUGGAGAGCGCGUGGAGUUCGAGGCCACCGAUAGGGUUUGGUGUGGCGUGCCAUGCGUGCCCGUCCAUCCGUCCUGUAAUUGGUAA